AAUCGUCAGUGAGAUCACCCAAUUGGUUGUCUUCAAGUGCAGUUUGUUCUCGCUGUUAUGACUCUUACGCGUUUUGUAAUAAGGGUCAUACUGCAUAAUAUGGAUUACACGAUUAAAUUGUACCUUCAUUCCUUUGUGUUGUAAGGGUUAGACAGCUGCAUGUAAUUGUAUGAAAUCAUUCGUGUUGCGACAACCGUGCGUAAUAUUCGAAGGGAACUAUAUUGGAAUGUUGUGUAAAUAGAACUAUUGUUUGAUACAUAACCGGUAGUGAUGCUAUCGUGUUGAAUGACAUCAUAAACACACCAGCAACGCUAACUUCCUGGGUCUCCUGUUACUUCGUUUUCAGUAACCGCGGUACAAACACGCGUCGCGAUGUGUUAUUAUAUUAUUUUUGUGGUGUUUUCCAUUUUUGUGACUGACUGUACGGGCUUGACUCCGCAAUGUAGGAAUGAGAAGGGCGAGCCCGUGGACUGGUUUUACGUAUACAAAUUACCUCGGGAGAAAAAUCAUUUGAAUCCACUGGUUCGUCGAGGGGUUGCAUACAUGCAUCUAACUCCAUCUAAGCUAAGGGGAGGAUGGAUAAUGUCAGACCUGGCUAUCAGCGAUCCACGGUCAAUGGUUGGGAAGACGUUAUCACCGUUGUAUCAGGAUAGAAACAUAAUUUCUUUGAUCUACAAUGAUCAACCUCCAGCCACGGAGCACCAGCCGGACAUCCUUCAAAAUGUCGCUGAUAUGUACUCCAAAAGUAAAAGAGGUCAGAUGAAGCAGGCGGGUAUUAAAAAAUACAAGAAGUUCAAGCUUGGAGACAAGUACUAUGACGACUACGAUCUCGCUGAGAUGUGUAAGAUGCACUCCAAGUUUAUGAAGACUCGCGUCGAGAGCGGACAUACGAAGGGCGUUAUAUUGGGAGACAAGUUCACCUCUCUGUGGUUGGUGCAUUCUGUACCACGGUUCCCGCCUAUACCAGAUCUGAUGAACGGCUUAAACGUCAGUGGAUACGACUACCCCUCAACUGGCAUGAAGUAUGGCCAGUCAUUCCUCUGCGUCUCAGUUCAGACAUCCACCUUAAAUCAGAUAGCUACACAGCUGAAGUACAACGAGCCACUACUGGUCUACUCGCAUAUACCUCAGGAGUUUGACAAUGAACUGCCGAACUUAGUCGAUGUUGUCCGGAAUAAGACGAUUGAUGCUUCACCCUGGUACCACAUAGAGAGUUUCGAAACAUUGGUCGGCCGCAAGUUCCUUUCGUUCGCGAAGAGUGCCAUGUUCAAUGAUGAUUUGUACAGUGGCCUGGUAGCUGAAGUGUUACAAUCAGACCUCCUUGUGGAAUCAUGGACUAAUGGUCCAGGAACAUUGGAUUCAGAGUGCAGUAGAAACUUCCAAGUAAGAAAUAUAGAGCGGCUUAAGUUUCCUAUAGCAAAGAUGUCGUUUACGUCACACAACGAUCAUUCGAAAUGGGCUGUGGCCGUUGCACACAAGAUGCACAAUAGUCAGGAUACGAAAGUCGCGGACUACUGGGUUUGCGUCGGAGAUAUUAAUAGAGCGUUACCUCAAGAGUCGCGCGGUGGUGGCACAGUGUGUACUUCAGGACCUAUACUUUGGGGAAACUUCGCUCAUCUUAUAGAAUCAGUACAGACGUGGUAUAUGUACAAACCGCCAAGUAAUGUGGGCCCAAAGUUGGAUUCCGGGAUAAACUUCUCAUACAUCACGCCAGAGGUCGCUGGACGAUGGACGCCCUCCAAGAAGCACAUCUUUUCAAACUCCAUGCUACGACACACACUGAUGCCUAUGUAUAAUUCAGACUACACCCAGUACAUGGCGCUAUUGGUUUACAAUGAACAGCAAGCCUCCGGGGAGUUCAAAGGCUCGGCUUCGCUGGGCAUCAUGAUGGCAAACGAGAUGGGAGGCGUAUGGGUAGGACACACCGUGCCCGGCUUUCCGGACUUAACAAAGGCCGGCCCAACGUUUCCUUCGACAGAAAUUAAAAACGGUCACAUUCUCAUGUGUUUAUCGAUGGACCUGAUAACCCUGAAUAAUAUGGCGAUAGCUAUCAAGCAGACAGAGCCGGCCAUCAAGAGAAUGUUUAUUCCGGAGAAGAUGAAGAAUUACCUCCCCGAGUGGGAGAAUCUGGUAGGCCCUGGAAGUGACCCUAGCAAGAUGUCAAAGACUACUGUGAAGAAAGCCAAACUGCUGCACUUUGUGACUAGAGGCAAAUCAUUACGGGGAUUGAUGUUGGCUCGCAGUCCCGGCGACUCGCGCUGCCUCUACAAGAGCUUCGCCAAAACUAAGCACAUUGUGAUGGACGUGUACGGUCAUGCUGAACAUACGAAUAUUAUAUGUGAUAAAAAAUACAGCCUACGUAACAUCAACUCUAUAUCAAUAAAAUAUCCUGAGCAAGUGUACUACAUAAACAAUAAGACGGACAGCAUGGGCUUUGCAGUAAGCACAGCUGCCAGAUGGCAGAGAACUGGCAACAGAAAGCCUCAAUACUGGACGUGCACCGGCAACAUUGAAAACCAACCGUUGACUGCUAAAGGAGGAAUUAUUGCUUGUGUAAAUAAUUAUAACGUUUGGCUGACGUUUGAUAAUUUAAAAGUGAAAGAACCUGAUUGUGGAUUUAUUGUGCAAUAAAUAUAUUGUCAAUGUAUAUCCUGCCCAUGCUAAUAACCUUUUAAUGCUGGUAUGUCAUAAAACCCGUUACUGAUUCGAUUUGAAGUUAAAUAUAGAUGUCAGUAUAUUACGG
Trichoplusia ni (cabbage looper) is the source of this 2743-nucleotide messenger RNA. RefSeq lists its product as uncharacterized. NCBI's taxonomy places the organism in Eukaryota, Metazoa, Arthropoda, Insecta, Lepidoptera, Noctuidae. The transcript is spliced from 13 exons. Gene Ontology annotation, biological process: apoptotic DNA fragmentation. Bases 373 to 2631 code for a protein of 752 amino acids. Gene Ontology annotation, molecular function: deoxyribonuclease II activity. The record is from RefSeq and is a predicted model, not a curated record.